AUGAGCGAAGAGCAAAUAUCUACUGCCAGAGCGCAUCUGGCAAUAGACUUUCUCAUUGUCGGAGGGGGCCUCUCUGGGCUUGCUUGUGCCAUCGCGCUCACCCGGGCGGGACAUCGCGUCGUGGUGCUCGAAAGAGAAGAUGGCAUGAAAAAUACAGGGGAGACUGGAUUCCACAUGCCACCAAACAUGUCAAAGGUCUUGUUUCACUGGGGCUUGAAGGACCGGCUUGCAGGAUGCGGAUUAUUCUCGCACACAAUGCUGCUCACGAAAUAUGACUCAGGGGAAUUUCUUGGUACACAGAUCUGGGAUGACAAUGUGCUGAAGGAGUCUCGCGGAGACGUCAUGGUCCUUCCGCAUUACAAGCUGCACAGAGUUCUUUAUGAUGCCGCAGUUGCUGGAGGUGCAACUGUCCGUCAUGGUGCAAUUGUUGCACAAGUUGAUGGUACAAAGAGUGAAGUCAUGUUAGCCUCUGGUGAAGUCUUGACAGCCGACGUAAUAAUUGGCGCGGAUGGUCCCAGGGGAACAUGCCGCAAAGCAGUCAUGGGCACAAGAGAUCAUGGUGUUCCUAUUGGAAUAUCUAUGUAUGCUGCAACUGUUUCUGCAGAGCAUGUAUCUCAAGAUUUCAAUGAGGCCCAUGAUCACAUUGUGUUUGUUGCAUUUGGAAGUCAACGAUUUGUUAUCAGUUACCCUAUAGGUCAUGGACAAUUCUCAUUACAUUAUUACUCACAUGAUAAUGCAACUCAAGGAGAGUACGGAGAUCUGCCAUCUAGUGACCUUAGCAACUUGAUGAUAGACUGUGAACCUAGGCUAGCAAAAAUAGCACAAUAUGCAGGUCCUGCAGUGCGCAUACCCAUCAGGGAUUACACCUAUUCUGAGGGCUGGGUGCACAAGGAUGGAAGGCUGGUGGUUAUUGGUCAGGCUGCACAUCCCUUUCCGCCUGGUUCUAUUCAACGUGGUGCUAUGGGCAUUGAAGAUGCAGCUGUACUUGCCAAACUCUUCUCACAUUUGAGAAGCAAGAAUGAGAUUGCAAGCUUCCUCCAUGCAUUCCAGGGUCUCCGGAGACCACGUAUUCUACAUCUUCGUGUGGGUGCCAUGAGGAAUGUGUUGUUUUCACUCCUGGAGGAUGGUGAAGCACAACAAGCUCGUGAUCAGGCCAUGCGAGAAAAAUACAAGUCUGGGAAUCCUGUGCUUGACAACCUCAAAGAUAGCUCAGAAUGGGAUGAGCUCCGUGCAACAUUCGGCUAUGACUGUGAGGAUGAAGCAGAUAGUUGGUGGAUGAAGUGGGGGCGCUUGCAGGCAAAGUCUCAUGAGAGGUAUGAGAUGAUGUCCAGCACUGUUGAUGGUACAAUUGCCAUCCAGGUCAGCAUAGAUGUUCUUUCACGGGUGCUAUAA
Molecule: messenger RNA, 1392 nt
Organism: Sparassis crispa
Lineage: Eukaryota; Fungi; Basidiomycota; Agaricomycetes; Polyporales; Sparassidaceae
Exons: 11
Coding region: 1-1392 (463 amino acids)
Biological process (GO): secondary metabolite biosynthetic process
Molecular function (GO): monooxygenase activity; FAD binding
Source: RefSeq, a predicted model, not a curated record